AUGGGACAAAAAAGCACACCAACAAGCCUUCGAAUCGGGCUAAAUCGACACUUCUCACAUACCUGGUUUGCAGAUCGACUUUUUGGCUCUCUUUUUCACCAACAAAAAAAAUGUCAAGAGUUUGUCCAGACUCUGCUGAAAUCCAUUGGGGUUCGGACAGAGAGGUCUCACUUUCAACAAGCCCCGCAUAGUUUACGAAUGCAUAGUUUUUUUUGUGAUCCUCGUAUUUUUGAAAGUCAGUAUCAAACAAAGCUUGCUUCUUUAGUAACGACGGGUUUUUUCCAAAAUGCUUCCCAGUUAUUUGUUUUUUCACCAGAUCAACCUCAAAAAAAAUUUAGUUGGUUUUUAACUCAGCAACAAAAAACAUGGGACGAGGCAAAAAAAUUUAUGAUCAUUAACUUUUUUUUGUUGCAAUACCAAAAAGCGAAAUCGAAAAAAAUCUCGGUUUACCAAACGCCUUUAGAAACGAAAAACCACCUUAUUUUUGGGAGAUAUCAAAAAACUGCGAACAAGGCCUCCGAAGUCCAAUUUUAUCAAAAACAUAUUAGCCAGAUUUUAACCCACUACGCAAAAAGUGAAGUUUCUUGGCAUCCUGUUAAAGUUAAAUCAUCAACAAAAACAGCGCAUUUUAUUGCGCAUCAAGCUGCCAACCAAUUGGAGCAGAAUACUCCUUUUAGACAAAUUUUUAAACACCUAGUUCAAACAGUUAAAAAAGAAGAAACAAUUCAAGGUUUUAAAAUUACCUGCGCGGGGCGUCUUGGUGGUGCGGAAAUGGCACGCGUUGAGUCAAAAAGGUUCGGACAAACAUCUUUGCAUACCUUUUUUCAAAAGAUUGAAUAUGCUUCAGUCUGCGCUUACACUCCCUACGGCUUGAUUGGUGUAAAAGUUUGGGUAUCCUAUAAACCCAAUACGUAA
This is a messenger RNA of Bathycoccus prasinos, 915 nucleotides long. The record is from the annotation of a RefSeq genome assembly. NCBI's taxonomy places the organism in Eukaryota, Viridiplantae, Chlorophyta, Mamiellophyceae, Mamiellales, Bathycoccaceae.